AUGCUACAUUUCUUAACUAAACUAAUACCGAGAAGGUUUUCUCCUAAGCCUCCUUACAAGGUUAGUAUAAGAACUCAAUUAACAGCGCUGGUAAGUCUUGUCGCCAUCUUAUCGUUGGUUAUUCUAGCAGUUACAACAGGUGUUUAUUUUACAUCAAACUAUAAAGAUUUGAGAUCGAAUCGUCUAUACAUUGCAGCUCAACUUAAAUCAUCCCAACUGAAUCAAACUUUGAACUAUUUAUUUUACCAAUGUUAUUAUCUAUCUUCAAGAGAUACAUUACAGAAGAGUCUCGCUAAUUAUGUUGCAGGGAACAAAUCUGAGAGUAACUGGAUUGAUUCUCAGAGUAUUGUUGAAAAAUUCUUAAGUUCUUCAAAUUUGUUUUUUGCUUCAAGAGUGUAUGAUUCUACUUUUACAACAGUUAUGAAUGCAACAAAUAAUUCGACCGGUGAUCAAAUACCAGACACUAUCCUUUCGCAGUUAUUCCCACUAUCAACUAACAUGUCGUUACCAUCUUCAUUGGACUCAGAAGGUAUACUUACGGAUCCGGUCAAAAAUGGCUCCUCAUAUUUAAUGUCAAUGUCCCUACCAAUUUUUACCAAUCCUUCUAUCAUCUUAAGCGAUGUUAGUAAAGUUUACGGAUAUAUUACUAUUGUGAUGUCUGCAGAAGGUGCAUAUAGUGUUUUUCAUGAUACUACUGCCCUAGAGAAAUCAAAUGUUGCAGUGUUAUCUGCAGUGAGAAAUAAUACAGGUUAUCUUAUCGGUUACCAUUUUGUGUUCCCACCCGAGGGAACCUCGUCUGAUAUUAUAUCAACUGUAUAUCCCCUAUCAAAUGGCAGUUUCUUAAAUUCGGCUGUCAGAUUAGGCAGAGCUGGAUCUGUGAAGAGUACGAAGUUUAUUUAUUCAAAGAACGUUGCUGUUGGUUACUCACCAUGUACGUUCGCUUUGGUGAAUUGGGUUGCCGUUGUUUCUCAAGCAGAAUCAGUGUUCUUAUCUCAAUCAACUAAGUUAGCAAAAAUUAUUGCAGGUACAGUGGUAGCUAUCGGUGUUUUCGUAAUUGUUGUUACAUUUCCUCUGGCACAUUGGGCUGUCAAACCGAUUGUUAGAUUACAGAAGGCCACAGAACUAAUAACGGAAGGAAGAGGUUUAAGAACCAAUACACCUGGAAGUCGAUCGGCAAGUCGUAAUAAUUCUAUAAGACGAACAUCGUUCCAAUCCUCGAGAUUUCAUUUCACCAACAGUAUAAUGGGCAAUUUAAAAUUUGAUAGAAAUGAACCGAAUUAUAGUAAUAGUAUAAACGAAAAGGUUCAUUUAACGCCAUCAUCAUUAUCAGCUUCUAUACAUGCUGAUAGUUUACACCAAAUAGACGGUAGUAACUCACGCCCAAUGUCUCCUCUAGAUGAAGCAUCAUCAAAUAAAGAAGUUCAUAGCGUGACAACAGACUCUAAUGAAAGACUAUCAAACAAAUCUAGAAACCUUACCACCUCUACAAACUUAAUUGAAGCCAGAGUUCCACUUUCGAGAACGUUGUUUUCUGACGAACUAUCCGAUCUUACGGAGACAUUUAAUACUAUGACAGAUGCACUUGAUCAACAUUAUGCACUACUAGAAGAUCGUGUUAGAGCGAGAACAAAACAACUAGAAGCUGCCAAAAUUGAAGCUGAAACUGCGAAUGAAGCAAAAACUGUUUUUAUAGCAAAUAUUUCACAUGAAUUAAGAACACCGCUAAAUGGUAUAUUAGGUAUGGCUGCAAUUUCAAUGGAAGAAGAGGAUAUGGAUAAGAUUAAAAAUAGUUUAAAACUUAUAUUCAGGUCUGGUGAACUUCUAUUACAUAUUUUAACUGAACUUCUUACAUUUUCUAAAAAUGUUUUAAGAAGAACAAAAUUAGAGAAAAGAAAUUUCUGUAUUACAGAUGUCGCAUUACAAAUUAAAUCUAUUUUCGGUAAGAUAGCUAAAGAUCAACAUGUUCGCCUAUCCAUUAUUCUUUCACCAAAUAUUAUGAGAACUAUGAUUUUAUAUGGAGAUUCCAAUAGAAUUAUCCAGAUUGUAAUGAAUUUGGUAUCAAACGCAUUGAAAUUUACUCCGGAAGAUGGUAAAGUUGAUGUCAGAAUCAAACUUUUAGGUGAAUAUGAUGCAGUCUUAAGUGAUAAAUUCCAACACAAGAAAGUAUAUGUUAAAAAUGGUACAGAAUUUCCAGACGAUGAGUCUACUUCAAGAAUAGGCGAUACGAAAAUUUCUAAUAACGGGAAAAUCGAGGAUAUAACUACCCUAGAGGGUAGUGAUCUUGAUAAAGUUCAUGCGGAUAGAAUUGAUGAUGAGCAUUCUUCAACCGAGUCUGACAGAGAGGGUGAUGAGACAGAUAGCAAAUCGUUAGUGUCCCUAAGCACAAGCUCAUAUGAUGAUACCGUUUUUAACAGUCAAUUUAAGAAAACUCCAAACCUUUACGAGGAAAGCGAUACAGAUAAAGGCACAGAACUAAAAGAACCCAAAACAUGGGUAAUAUCUAUUGAAGUUGAAGAUACUGGUUCUGGUAUCGAUAAGAGUCUACAUGAUUCUGUUUUUGAACCUUUUGUUCAAGGUGAUCAGACACUUUCAAGACAAUACGGUGGUACGGGUUUAGGUUUAUCUAUUUGUAGACAACUAGCAACCAUGAUGAACGGUACUAUGGAAUUGGAAAGUAACGUUGGUGUUGGUAGUAAAUUUACGUUUACCGUUCCUUUAACCCAAACAAGAGAACUACAAUUCGAUGAUGUUGAUACAGCAUUUGAGGAUGAAUUUAAUGCCAGAAGUAAGAAAAAUAGAAAGGUCAAGUUCAGAGUUGCUAGAAGUAUCAACAGUAGAAAAUCUCGGUCCUCUAUUGUUACAGCAGGUAGUAGUUCAAGAAUUAGCCGCUUAAGUACGGAAGAUGUUCAGGAAACACCUCUUGAGGAUGCACCUGACGGUAAAGAAACUAAUAUCGAACAACAGAGAGAAGCAAGAUUAUCUAAGGAAAGCCAUCAUACAAAGAGCUCAUUAAAUCUAGAUAGACCAUUUUUACAAAGUACAGGUACUGCCACAUCGUCCAGAAGCAUACCGUCCCUUCUUAAUAGCGGUAAGAGUUUACGAAUUCUUGUUGCAGAGGAUAACCAUGUUAAUCAAGAGGUCAUUAAACGUAUGUUGAACCUUGAAGGUAUUAAUUCUAUUGAUUUAGCUUGCGAUGGGCAAGAAGCCUUCGAUAAGAUUAAGGAACUAAAUUCCAACAAUGAGAGUUAUGAUAUGGUAUUCAUGGAUGUUCAAAUGCCAAAGAUUGAUGGUCUCUUAUCUACCAGAAUGAUUCGUCAGGAAUUAAAUUAUACAUCUCCUAUCGUUGCUCUAACUGCAUUUGCAGAUGAUAGUAACAUUAAAGAAUGUAUAGAGGCAGGUAUGGAUGGUUUCUUAUCGAAACCUAUUAAAAGGCCUCAAUUGAAGACUCUAAUAAAAGAAUACUGCCCAGAUUGGGAACCACCAGUCAAAAAAACAGAGCCUAAAUCUUUAAAAGAAAGACCACCGACUAGAGCAACAAAAGAAGUUCCUACAGCUUCAAAGGAGGAAUUGAAGCCGACGUCAUCGAAAGACGUUCAACAGUAA
Maudiozyma saulgeensis is the source of this 3603-nucleotide messenger RNA. The record is from the annotation of a GenBank genome assembly. Lineage: Eukaryota; Fungi; Ascomycota; Saccharomycetes; Saccharomycetales; Saccharomycetaceae.